AUGUACAUUACAGGGGAGAACUCUGCUAUUAAGUGUCGGUAUAAUAUGAUCCUGAAGAUUUUGUUGCUGGUCGGGGCUGCUGUUGGCGCUGAGUGCAGCGGAGUAGCAGAUGAUGACACCACAAAGAAAUUGCUUCUCGAAGGUGAUUCGGCACUGCGGCAGGGGCGCAGUUAUUACCAGGAGGCGCUAGCGAAGUACACAGAGGCGUUAACGCACAACCCCAACAGCAUUCGUGGACUUUACAGUCGUGCAGAGCUGUUGUCUAUGCUCCGACGGCGUGAUGCAUGUAUGAGUGAUUUGGACCAACUCCUGAAGCUGGACAGUAAACACCAACGCGGUUUGGUGCUGCGAUCAGCGCUGUACUCGCAGGCGGGGCAGUUGAAAGAAGCCGUGCGGGACGUCGAGAAACUCGUUGAAGUGAUGAGCGAGGGGGGCAAGGCUGCUAAGGUGCAGGAAUACAAGGCGAAGUUGCAACAACUUCGGCGGUAUGCGGAGGUGUGGAUACCGCUUCAGCUCAAACUCCAAGCAGCGAAACAGGGUGCAGUGACGCUAUCACGCGAUGAACAGUGCGCAUGCGUGGGCUUUCUGCACGACAUGAUACGUGAGUUUGCGAAGGAUAACGCGGGGUUGCGCCUGCAGCGUGCAGAAUGUGCUUUGGCCUGUGGGGACAACCAGGCUGCUAGCGAGGAACUAAAGUAUGUAGUACAAAGGGAGCCGCAGAACCUUGACGCAGUGGCACUGGGUGCCCGUGCGCUUCGUGCAUUAGGGGCGCUUGAACAGGCUCGCCGGGAGCUUCGUCGCUGUUUGUCGCUUGAUCCUGAAUUUGCUCUCUGUGCUCAGCUGCACAAGCUGGUCCGCGAGCAAAUCCGCGUAACCCAAGGUGUGGAGAAGGCUCUAGAAGAAAAGGAUUAUGGAAAGGUUUUGAAGUUGAUUGAGGGGGCCAUGCGGUUUGAGGAAAACCCACCGUAUAAGGAUCAACUAUUGCGUUGGCGGUGUGAUGCAGCUGUGGGUAUGCAAGACACAAAAGAUGGGCUUCCUGCUUGCGACGAGGCUAUUCAACUUUAUAGCCCCGAGGACCCAACUGUUGUAAGCAUUUUACUGCAAAAGUUGGAGCUUUAUCUGAUGGAUGGGAAUGUGGAGCGUGCGGAGGAAAUGCUUCAACGAGCUCAGCAACUACAACCAAACGAUGGCAAGGUGAACGAGUACAAGCGCAAAAUGGAAAGGAUCAAACGUGUGGGACUGCGAAAAAAUUAUUACAAGAUAUUGGGUGUGAAAAAGACGGCGGACUCGUCGGAGAUUCGCCGUGCUUACCGCCAUCUAGCAAAAACAUUUCACCCAGAUAAAUUAGCUUCGCAAGAGCUUUCCAAGGAGGAGCGAGCUGAAGCAGAUAAGCGCUUUCGGGACAUCAAUGAAGCCAAGGAAAUAUUGCUCGACGAUGAAAAGCGCGCCCGUUACGACAAUGGGGAGGAUCCUACGAAACCUCCUGGUCAGGAUGAGCAUGCAUUCCACGGCCAACCGUUCAAUUUCCCCAACGAAAUGUUUGGACAAGGUGGAAGGUUUCAGCAGUUUUAUUUUCACUUCGACUAA
Molecule: messenger RNA, 1587 nt
Organism: Trypanosoma brucei brucei TREU927
Lineage: Eukaryota; Euglenozoa; Kinetoplastea; Trypanosomatida; Trypanosomatidae
Product: TPR-repeat-containing chaperone protein DNAJ, putative
Exons: 1
Coding region: 1-1587 (528 amino acids)
Biological process (GO): protein folding in endoplasmic reticulum
Cellular component (GO): endoplasmic reticulum
Molecular function (GO): protein-folding chaperone binding; misfolded protein binding
Source: RefSeq, a predicted model, not a curated record